AUGGCCGACAUAGACCGCGAAAAAGACUACCUCCGAUUCAAGCAUGGCGCCGCCGUCGCCUUUGUGAUCGCCUCGCCCAUUCUGCUGGCCCUCCCGCCGCGCAAACUCGACCACCUCGCCGUGUUGAACAUUGGCGCCUUCGCCUUCUCAACAAACUACCUCGUGCGCGAGCAUACAGGCCGCAGCAUCGUCGAGCGGAUCGAGGGCAAGCUUGCCCGGCCGCAGCUGCAGAUCCUGCGCGACAUGCCCACCGAGAAGGCGGAGAAGCUGCAGGCCCAGCUGCGCGCGGAGCGAGACGCGCAGAUCAGCUCCGGGCAGGUGACUGGGGAGGACCUCGAGCGGCUCAAGGCCCGGCAGGCGCAGGAGAAGGGCGUCAUGCAGCGGUUAUGGAUGGGAGGGGAACAGGAGGGAUGGAAGGAGAGGCGGCUGCAGGAGGAACAGCAGGCGCUCGAUGAAGGGAAAGGGUACGGAUACUUGAUCAAAAAGCAUUUCCAGGAUGUCUGGAGGGGCCAGUCGGGCCAGACAACGACGGAUCAAUCGAGUACAACUGGUCAACAACCGGAGACCAAGUAA
Messenger RNA from Penicilliopsis zonata CBS 506.65, 573 nucleotides. RefSeq lists its product as hypothetical. Lineage: Eukaryota; Fungi; Ascomycota; Eurotiomycetes; Eurotiales; Aspergillaceae. Bases 1 to 573 code for a protein of 190 amino acids. The record is from RefSeq and is a predicted model, not a curated record. The transcript has a single exon.